Amoebophrya sp. A25 is the source of this 744-nucleotide messenger RNA. The record is from the annotation of a GenBank genome assembly. NCBI's taxonomy places the organism in Eukaryota, Dinophyceae, Syndiniales, Amoebophryaceae.
GGCAAGUAUAGCGACGACGAAGGGUACUACGGUAAAUACGGUGGAAAGUAUGGCAAGUACGGGAAAAAGGGUGGCGGCGGAAAGUACGGUGGUGGGAAAUACAGCGAUCACGAAAACGAUAGUUAUGAGAAGAGAAUUUCCCUAGCAUGUUGACUGUGUACUAGCUUGCCUCUCAGUUGUACCUUGUUCUUGUAAGGAACAGUUUUUUCUGAUGUUGGGCACCUAUUGACUUACCUACGACUAUCGUAGCCCAGUACGCACAAGUCUAUGUGCGCAACCACCAUGUACUUGCGACCAGAUAUUGGCAAGCUCAUAACAGGUCUCUGGUGCUGACCACCCCUGGUUGAUAAACAUAUUUGCUAACACACGACAGUACUGCUGACCCAUAGAUAAGGUACACGAUCAAUAUAUAAGGAUACACUCUAGUCCUGACAUUGAUGUUGGUUUAUAACACACCAGCACUUAGCAACACCAGACUGCUCUAAUUUCUCUACUACGAAGGCCCAGGGAGCAAAGGCGAAGGCCGAGGAUCGAGCUACAGCGACUACUAUGGCAAGGGAGAGCGGUAUCCUGGCAAGGGGGACCGAGACAACUAUGGACGAUCCGAAUCUUAUGGCUCAAAGGACUAUGGGGGCAAAGACUACGGCAAAAGUCGAUCGUCAAGCUACUACGACAGCUACAGCAAGGAUAGAGACGAGUACCCAAAAGGUGGAUACAAGGGCAAGAGGGAUUACUAUGGGAAAG